This is a messenger RNA of Aspergillus pseudonomiae, 522 nucleotides long. Its product is annotated as lysozyme. Lineage: Eukaryota; Fungi; Ascomycota; Eurotiomycetes; Eurotiales; Aspergillaceae. The coding region runs from base 1 to 522 and encodes 173 amino acids. Gene Ontology annotation, molecular function: lysozyme activity. The transcript is spliced from 2 exons. The record is from RefSeq and is a predicted model, not a curated record. Gene Ontology annotation, biological process: peptidoglycan catabolic process; cell wall macromolecule catabolic process.
AUGAAGUUCUCCAUCGCUGCAAUGUCUCUCUUUGCCCUCAGCGCAGUGGCACUUCCUGCGGCAGUUGUUCGCCGUGGCGCCAGCGCUGCUACUGUCGGCCUCAUUGGUGAGGUUGAGGGUUUCCGCGCCGACUUUUACGAUAUGAUGGGCCACAAGACCAUUGGAUACGGCCACGAUUGCGUCGCGAAGCAGGAUUGCGACAGCAUUAAGACCCCGAUUAGCGAUGCUCAGGGUGCUGAGAUCUUACAGAAGGACCUCGUCGGCUUUGAGCAGUGCGUGUGCGCGCUGCCCAAUGCCAAGGAACUCAACGCGAAUCAGUACGGCGCCCUGGUCAGCUUUGCCUUUAACACUGGCUGUGGUGGUCUGCAACAGGCCUGGACCGGAGCGAUGUCAAGCAAGAAUUUUGCUAGUAUCUGCGCUGGCCUUCCUAAUGCCAACACUCUCGGGGGAGUUUUAAACACCCGUCGUCAGAAGGAGAGUGCGUUAUGCUCCACGCCUACCACCGAGAAGUCUGGCUGCUAG